Penicillium brevicompactum is the source of this 510-nucleotide messenger RNA. RefSeq names its product LOG family protein. The record is from RefSeq and is a predicted model, not a curated record. Gene Ontology annotation, cellular component: cytosol. Gene Ontology annotation, biological process: cytokinin biosynthetic process. Lineage: Eukaryota; Fungi; Ascomycota; Eurotiomycetes; Eurotiales; Aspergillaceae. Gene Ontology annotation, molecular function: hydrolase activity, hydrolyzing N-glycosyl compounds. Bases 1 to 510 code for a protein of 169 amino acids. The transcript is spliced from 2 exons.
AUGGUCAAUGUGCUAUUAAUCGUUGAACUGUCUGGACCCGAUGCCGUCCAUGGGUUCAUUCCUGCGGCUCUACUCGACUACGAGCGCUCCAAUACUGGAAUUGAUCGCACCGACAGCGUCAAAUAUGGAACCUUCACCGUGGUUAAGGACAUGCAUACCCGCAAGUCAAUGAUGGCAACUCGAGUGCAAAAAGGUGGUCUCGGCAGUGGAUUUUUAGCACUCAGUGGCGGCAUAGGUACAAUCGAAGAGUUGAUGGAAACGGCAACAUGGCAACAACUUGGGAUUCAUGACCGUGCUGUGUGUAUAUUGAACGUUGAAGGAUUCUGGGACGGGCUUGUGGCUUGGAUGGAGGAAUCUGUGGUCAAGUCAGGGUUCCUUGCUGCGGACCACUGGAGCUCCAUUGGGGUGGAGGAGACUGCCGAGGGCGCCAUUCGAUGGCUGGGCGAAUGGCAAUCCGCUAGAACUAUCAAUUUGGAAUGGGGGGUCAAGUCCAGCCAUGUUGAUAUUUGA